GAUAAUUACCCGAGCAUUGUUCUAAUAUAAGAAAAACAAUAAAAAGUAUAUUGUGAAUGAUAAGAGGAGCUCUUUCGGUUUAUCCGGGGCAUUUUAAUGCAAUGUCGUGAUAUAUGGGAGGGGGCAUCAUACCCGUGAUACAGAUGCUGCAUACAUAAUGUGACGUAGUUCAUUCAUGGCGGUGGGCUUCUUCUGCAAGUAGGGGUGUCACUUAUUAACCACAUGCUAUUUUUGGAUAAUUGUGGCAAUAUUUUUGCGCUACGGUGAUAUGUUUUCAAAGUUUCGCUGUGCAGGCACCUUAAGGAUUUAAAAGCCAAACUGUAAACACCAACGUCAUCUUCAUUUUCCGUGUCACAGCUCCUUCUGCGGAAUGGUUCGGUCUCGCCACACAGAUUUCAUUCAUAAAAUUCGGACUCACUAUAAAAGGCGGGCCUCUCCACUAUAUCUGCACAGUUACCAUUUAUGAAAGCUGGCAAAUGGAGUAUAAGUAGGCGUUCAAAGGAGGGGGGGGUCUGCUGUUUACGUAGAACAUAUAGAUAGACGUAUACGGAUAGACGGCUCGGGUCUUUACUUUUUUAUGCACUGACCUCAGAAGAGAGAAAUAUAUAUAUAGCUAUAUAAAAAAAAAUGCAUCCAGACUCCAGCUCUGAGCUCGACCCAUCCUCCAGCUGUAGCCCGGCAGCGCCUGGCGGGGACACCCCUGGGUGCAGCCUGCGUCCUCCUGACUCGCUUUCAUCAUCAGUGGACAGCAACAAGGAUGGUGACAUCUCUGCACCAGCCGCCUUUGUUCCGUCUGUGACUGCAAUCUCAACGUCGCCAGAACUGAAGUGGAUGGUGCAGCCGACUGCCAUCACAUCUGGCUUUGCAAAAACCAAGACCGAUGGCGCAAACCAGUCGUCCCCAACAGGUGCAAAAAGGGCAAGAACGUGCAACAAGAAGGCGCAAAAGGAGCAGCCCUCUAAAGAAGACGAAGAGAGAAGGAGGGUUAGGAGGGAGAGGAACAAGAUUGCUGCAGCAAAGUGUCGCAACAGACGGAGGGAGCUGAUAGACAGCCUUCAAGCUGAGACUGAUUCGCUGGAAGAGGAGAAGUCAACUCUCCAAACUGAGAUAGCUGAUCUGCUGAAGGAGAAAGAGAGGCUGGAGCACAUCUUAGCUUCCCAUCGGUCCUCCUGCAAACUGCCAGCACAAGAUGACAGCGACAGGGAGGAGGAGAAGGUGGAGGAUGUUGACUCAGUGCUGCAGGACCCUCCGGCCUCCCCACAGCUGCUCUCCAUCCUGGAGAAUGUAAAGACCCCCGAGAGCAACGUAGCUGCUGGAGAAGUCCCCGCUAGUCAGGAUGCAGACCUUUCUUGUGUCCCGGCUUCUGCGGCCAUCUUGGGGAACUCCAACAUCCUCCUGUGCUCCAGUGCAGAAGAGGAGGCCUUGCAGGACCUUAAUGGAGAUGACCUUGAUGAUUUGGUGCCCAGUCUGGAGAUGGCUGCAUCUGUCCCUGACAUAGACCUCAACGGGCCCUUCUGCCUCCCAGACUGGGAAACUCUCUACAAGUCUGUGGCAAGCGACCUCGAGUCUUUGACCACGCCGGUCAUGUCUUCCAGUCCCACCUGUAGCAGCUACCGAACCGUCUUUUCCUUCAGCUGUUCUGAGAUUGAGUCCAUGGCUGAAGACUGCGAGGGCUUCAAAAGCAGUCACGCAGGGUCAGAGUUAAUGAAAGAUAGUCUUAACUCCCCAACACUCUUAGUCUUGUGAAUGCAAAUAAUUUAUGCAACAAUAUACAGUAUUUGUAUUCCAACCAGCUAGCAAGCUAUCUCUCUCAAAUAACCUUUUGUAGUGUGAGCUAUGAUGUAUAAACCUGAUAAUUAAAGGUUGUGCAUAUUGACAAUGUGUUUUCUGUAACUGUAACAGGGUUGAAUUCUUCCAUUUUGUUUCAAUUGUCUGAGUUUACAUUUGUGCUGGAAUCCAAAUGCAUGCAAAAACAAAAAAAGAGUCAUCUGUAUGCCAACAAAAAGGUGGUGAAUUAUGUUUCUAAGAAAAAAAAUCUAAAUGUGAUAUGAAGUUAACACACAUUUGAUAUAGCUUAAUAUAUGUGAAACAGUGCUAUUGUGACAAGUGAAAAUAGAGAGAUGCUAAAAUGUAGCAGUGUUGGUGUAACAUCUUGCUGUGAGGUGUCCCCUGAUCUGACUUGACAUUUAUCACCUGAAUCUUUUCCAUAACCAAAAAUCAAAAUGAAAACAUAAUCAUAUCAUGUAUUUUCUCAAGAUGUACUGUAUUUUAUGGCAUAGUUUAUUUUUUUACUCAUCAAAUAUGAUGCUGAUGCAAAAAAUGGAAUAUUGCUGAAAAUAAAACACAACAUUCACAAAUCA
Messenger RNA from Xiphophorus couchianus (Monterrey platyfish), 2360 nucleotides. RefSeq names its product proto-oncogene c-Fos. Gene Ontology annotation, molecular function: RNA polymerase II cis-regulatory region sequence-specific DNA binding; DNA-binding transcription factor activity, RNA polymerase II-specific. The record is from RefSeq and is a predicted model, not a curated record. The coding region runs from base 628 to 1746 and encodes 372 amino acids. Gene Ontology annotation, cellular component: nucleus. Lineage: Eukaryota; Metazoa; Chordata; Actinopteri; Cyprinodontiformes; Poeciliidae. Gene Ontology annotation, biological process: regulation of transcription by RNA polymerase II. The transcript is spliced from 4 exons.